AUGGUGAUAAAGUUAGGAUCUUUACUUGCUCGUCAAGUAAAUCAUUACAGAUAUACUUCUAAAUCAAUACCUAAUUCAUUCAGAAGAUUAUUGGCUACUAAUGCUGAACCAACUUAUGCUGGUGCUGAACUCUUAAAGAAAUUCACUGAUGAACAUGCUCAUAAGUUAGUUGAUGUUUCUAAAGUGUUGGUGAUUGGAUCUGGUGGUCUUUCUAUCGGUCAAGCUGGUGAAUUCGAUUAUUCUGGUUCUCAAGCUAUUAAAGCUUUAAAAGAAGCUAAUAAGAAAUCAAUCUUAAUUAAUCCAAAUAUCGCUACUAAUCAAACUUCUCAUGCUUUAGCUGAUGAAAUUUAUUAUUUACCAGUUACUGCUGAAUAUAUCACUUAUAUUAUUGAAAGAGAAAAACCAGAUGGUAUAUUAUUAACUUUCGGUGGUCAAACUGGGUUAAACGUUGGGGUUAAAUUAGAUAAAAUGGGUGUGUUUGAUAGAUAUGGGGUUAAAGUUUUAGGUACUCCAAUCAAAACUUUAGAAACUUCUGAAGAUCGUGAUUUAUUCGCUCAAGCUUUAAAAGAAAUUAAUAUCCCAAUUGCCGAAUCUAUCGCUGUUGAUACUGUUGAUGAUGCUUUGGCUGCUGCUGAAAAAGUCGGUUAUCCAAUCAUUGUUAGAUCUGCUUAUUCCUUAGGUGGGUUAGGUUCAGGCUUUGCUGCUAAUGAAGAAGAAUUAAAAAAUUUAUCUUCUCAAUCUUUAUCUUUAGCUCCUCAAAUUUUAGUGGAAAAAUCAUUAAAAGGUUGGAAAGAAGUUGAAUAUGAAGUUGUUCGUGAUAGAGUUGACAACUGUAUUACCGUCUGUAAUAUGGAAAAUUUCGAUCCAUUAGGUAUUCAUACUGGUGAUUCUAUUGUCGUUGCUCCUUCUCAAACUUUAUCUGAUGAAGAAUACCACAUGUUAAGAUCAGCUGCUAUUAAGAUUAUCAGACAUUUAGGUGUUGUCGGUGAAUGUAAUGUUCAAUAUGCUUUACAACCUGAUGGUUUAGAUUAUAGAGUUAUUGAAGUUAAUGCUCGUUUAUCUAGAUCAUCAGCUUUAGCUUCUAAAGCUACUGGUUAUCCAUUAGCUUAUACUGCUGCUAAAAUCGCCUUAGGUCAUACUUUACCAGAAUUACCAAAUCCAGUUACCAAGACUACCUCUGCUAAUUUCGAACCUUCUUUAGAUUAUAUGGUUACUAAGAUUCCAAGAUGGGAUUUAGCUAAAUUCCAACAUGUUAAAAGAGAUAUUGGAUCAGCUAUGAAAUCCGUUGGUGAAGUUAUGGCUAUCGGUAGAACCUUUGAAGAAUCUUUCCAAAAAGCUAUCAGACAAAUCGAUCCAUCAUACGUUGGAUUCCAAGGUGAUCAUUUUGAAGAUUUAGAUUUCGAAUUAGCCAAUCCAACUGAUAGAAGAUGGUUAGCUGUUGGUCAAGCUUUAUUACAUGAAAAUUAUACCGUUGAUCAAGUUCAUGAUUUAACUAAGAUUGAUAAAUGGUUCUUACAUAAAUUAAUGAAUAUCGUUAAUAUGUAUCGUGAAUUAGAAAGUGUUGGUUCUUUAUCAAACAUCAAUAGUGAUUUAAUGAGAAGAGCUAAGAAAUUAGGGUUCUCAGAUAAACAAAUUGGUCUUACCAUUGGUUCUAAAGAAUUAGAAGUUAGACAAGUUAGAAAAGAUUUCGGUAUUAUCCCAUUCGUUAAAAAGAUUGAUACUUUAGCUGCUGAAUUCCCUGCCAAUACCAACUAUCUUUAUACUACUUACAAUGCCACUUCAUCUGAUUUAGAAUUUAAUGAAAACGGUACUUUAGUCUUAGGUUCCGGUGUUUACCGUAUUGGUUCUUCUGUUGAAUUCGAUUGGUGUGCUGUCUCUACCGCUAGAGCUUUAAGAGAAGCUGGUCGUAAAACUAUUAUGAUCAAUUAUAACCCAGAAACUGUCUCAACUGAUUUCGAUGAAGUUGAUAGAUUAUAUUUCGAAGAAUUAUCUUUAGAAAGAGUAUUAGAUAUUUAUGAAUUAGAAUCAGCUCAAGGUGUUGUUGUUAGUGUUGGUGGUCAAUUACCUCAAAAUAUCGCUUUGGAUUUACAAAAUCAAGGUUGUGAUGUCUUAGGUACUAAUCCAGAAGAUAUUGAUAAAGCUGAAGAUCGUCAUAAAUUCUCUCAAAUCUUAGAUUCCAUUAAUGUUGAUCAACCACAAUGGAAAGAAUUAACUUCUAUUGCUGAAGCUGAAAUCUUUGCCAAUGAAGUUGGUUACCCAGUUUUAGUUCGUCCAUCUUAUGUUUUAUCGGGUGCCGCUAUGUCUGUCAUUAACUCCAAAGAUGAAUUAGAUUCAAAAUUAUCCAACGCUGCUAAAGUUUCUCAAGAACAUCCAGUUGUUAUUUCUAAAUUCAUCCAAGGUGCUCAAGAAAUCGAUAUUGAUGCCGUUGCUUCUCAAGGUCAAGUCUUAGUCCAUGCUGUUUCUGAACAUGUUGAAAAUGCUGGUGUCCAUUCUGGUGAUGCUACUUUAGUCUUACCACCUCAAGCUUUAUCUCCAAUCAUCAUGGAAAGAUUAAAGACUAUUGCUGAUAAAGUUGCUGAAGCUUGGAAAAUUACUGGUCCAUUCAAUAUGCAAAUCAUUAAAAAUGAUCAAAAUGGUACUCUUGAUGAUACUAAUUGUGAAUUAAAAGUUAUUGAAUGUAAUAUCAGAGCUUCAAGAUCUUUCCCAUUUGUUUCCAAAGUAUUAGGUAUUAAUUUCAUUGAUGUUGCUGUUAAGGCUCUUAUCAAAGAAAACGUCCCAGCUCCAGUCAAUUUAAUGAAUAAUAAAUUCGAUAGAGUUGCUACUAAAGUUCCCCAAUUCUCAUUCACAAGAUUAGCUGGUGCUGAUCCAUUCUUAGGUGUUGAAAUGGCCUCUACUGGUGAAGUUGCUUGUUUCGGUAAAGAUUUAGUUGAAGCUUAUUGGACUUCAAUUCAAUCAACUAUGAAUUUCAAUGUUCCAAGACCAGGUCAAGGUUUAUUAUUUGGUGGUGAUUUAACUAAUGAUAAAUUAGGUAAUGUCGCUAAGACUCUUUCUGGUUUAGGUUAUAAUUUCUAUACUGCUAAUGAAGCUGCUUCAGCUUAUUUGGCUACCUUCAUUUCUGAACCAGUUGAAGUUAUUGAGUUCCCAAAGACCGAUAAACGUGCUUUAAGAGAAAUCUUCCAAGAUAAAGACGUUGGUGCUGUGAUUAAUUUAGCCAGAGCUAGAGCUGAAAGUUUAUUAGAUGAAGAUUAUGUCAUGAGAAGAAAUGCUAUUGAUUUCGCUAUUCCUUUAUUCAAUGAACCAAAUACUUCAUUACUUUUCGCUCAAUGUUUGAAAGAAAACAUUGGUACUAAAGUUUUCUUUGAUGUUGUUCCUGAAACUGUUGUCAUUCCAAAGGAAGUUAAGAGAUGGAGUGAGUUCAUUGGUGGUAAGCCAGUUUAA
This is a messenger RNA of Scheffersomyces coipomensis, 3438 nucleotides long. It is a transcript of the gene CPA2, whose product is annotated as carbamoyl-phosphate synthase (glutamine-hydrolyzing). Bases 1 to 3438 code for a protein of 1145 amino acids. Gene Ontology annotation, cellular component: cytoplasm. The record is from RefSeq and is a predicted model, not a curated record. Gene Ontology annotation, molecular function: carbamoyl-phosphate synthase (glutamine-hydrolyzing) activity; metal ion binding; ATP binding. Lineage: Eukaryota; Fungi; Ascomycota; Pichiomycetes; Serinales; Debaryomycetaceae. The transcript has a single exon.